CAACAGUAGAGAACAGCAGUUUUUCGGGGAGCUGAGUUAAUUCGAUUUCUUUGCCGUCUAGGAGUGGUUUUAUCGCUAUAUUUAACGGUGUUUUUUGCACAUUCCGAGUGGAUCGUAGAAGCUUCUUUUCUUAAAAAAAGAUGAUGUUUACCAGUCUUGUAGCCGAUUGCGACUCGUCUUCCCGCUGCAGUACAGCUUCUCCCAACGGCGACAGCCUCACGUACUACUCGUCUCCCGCCGGAGUUUACUCCAGCGUGGGUUCUCCGCUUAGUCAAACUCAGGAGUUUACCGACCUGGCGGUUUCAAGUGCCUCUUUCGUCCCGACUGUCACAGCUGUCUCUUCCUGCCCGGACUUGCAGUGGAUGGUCCAGUCAGCUGUAUCCUCCGUGGCCCCAUCUAACGUCAGAAUUCACCCCUACAACCCGAACCCCAACGCCUCUUUCUCCAAAGCCAAAGUGGUCAAGACUAGUGGAAGCAGGGGUCACACCAGCAGGAGGAGUAAAAUGGAUCAGCUUCCACCAGAGGAAGAGGAGAAAAGGAGACUUCGUCGUGAACGAAACAAGAUGGCAGCUGCCAAAUGCCGCAACAGGAGGCGAGAGUUGACAGACACUCUGCAAGCUGAAACUGAUGAGCUGGAGGAUGAGAAGUCAGCCCUUCAGAACGACAUUGCUAAUCUGCUGAAGGAGAAGGAGAGGCUUGAGUUCAUCUUGGCAGCUCACAGGCCUAUCUGCAAGAUCCCAGCUGAGAUGGAUGCCACCUUCACCGAGCCCUGUGCCUCUCCUGCUUCUACCAUCUCCGAGAUCCAGAUUGCUGUCACCUCUGGUGCUUCCAGACCAACCAAGACAGCAGGUGUGACCACUACCCCUUCUCCAAUCUUCCCGACCCCCUCCAUCGACCUUGGCAGCUCCACGGUGAAGAUGUCUGAUCUGGACCCUUCUCUGGAGGCGUCACUGGAGCUCCUGACCAAGGCCGAGCUGGAAACUGCACGCUCCGUGCCCGAUGUUGACCUGGCUGGCUCGUUGUAUGCCUCUCAGGACUGGGAGCCUCUCUUCACACCUGCCAACAUGGACCUGGAGCCACUCUGCACACCUGUCGUCACCUGCACGCCCACCUGCACCACCUACACGUCUUCCUUCGUGUUCACGUACCCGGAGAGUGAUGUGUCUGGUCAGUUGCAGAGGAAUGGCAACAGCAGUAAUGACCAAUCGGACUCCCUCAACUCCCCCACCUUGCUCACGUUAUGAGCCUUCAACCCACUCUGACCUUUACUACAAUGACUUUAACCAAGCAGGGCUGAGGAACUGUCUCUACUAAGCAAUCAUUGUUUUAUAUUACUGCAUAUUUAUCUGAACCAUUACUUGCCUGUUGCAUAUGUAGCAAGUUAAGCAUGGUUUGACUAAUGUGUUUCUAGUCAUCUUACAUUUUAUGAAGAUAUCUAGUAGAAUACUAGUUGUUACUGGUGCUAUUUAACUAUUGUGUGGUUUGAGCAGUAGUUUGACCAUCAUCCCACGUGUGAACUGUGCAUCUUGUCCAAUAGUUGUGCUAUGUCUAACCAUUGUAUUGAAGUGGUCUAAUAUUCAAGUAUGAAGUUUUCUGUGAAAACGUUGUCUUAACUUAUGGAUUUUUAUUUUUGUACUGAGGUGUGAACUAAAUGCAAACUUGACAUUGUUUGCAAAUGUAGUAAGACUAAAUAUAAUAAAUGUAUGCAAUUCUUUGUAAAA
Messenger RNA from Electrophorus electricus (electric eel), 1721 nucleotides. RefSeq names its product Fos proto-oncogene, AP-1 transcription factor subunit b (gene fosab). The record is from RefSeq and is a predicted model, not a curated record. Gene Ontology annotation, molecular function: DNA-binding transcription factor activity, RNA polymerase II-specific; RNA polymerase II cis-regulatory region sequence-specific DNA binding. Lineage: Eukaryota; Metazoa; Chordata; Actinopteri; Gymnotiformes; Gymnotidae. Gene Ontology annotation, biological process: regulation of transcription by RNA polymerase II. Gene Ontology annotation, cellular component: nucleus.